Doryrhamphus excisus (bluestripe pipefish) is the source of this 803-nucleotide messenger RNA. It is a transcript of the gene commd1, whose product is annotated as copper metabolism (Murr1) domain containing 1. Gene Ontology annotation, biological process: positive regulation of protein ubiquitination; negative regulation of protein localization to cell surface; copper ion homeostasis. The record is from RefSeq and is a predicted model, not a curated record. Gene Ontology annotation, cellular component: endosome. Lineage: Eukaryota; Metazoa; Chordata; Actinopteri; Syngnathiformes; Syngnathidae.
GUAUCUUUUCGCGUUACGUGAGUGUGUGAAGCCGACCAAGAUGGCGGAGGCGGAAGCCAGCAGAUGUUUGCUAGCUCUGCUGAAUGGCGUCGCUCAACAAGUUUAUUAUGGCAAGACCGACGUGACGGAGGAUUUGUUAAAAAGUGAAAUUUACACGGACAUGUCCCAGGAAGACUUUAAGGCCUUGUACGACAAAAUGAAAACACUUUUGAAGUCCAUCGCCACAGCCGACAUGGACCAUGCCCAACUGGAGGCCUUCCUCACCGCCCAGACCAGGAAGCAGGGGGCGGCUGCCGUGACCCCCGAACAGGCUGCCGCCCUCACUCGCUUCUGGAAGAGCCAGCGUGUCCGCGUGAGGGACAGCUUGCUGUCCCACAGCCGCUGGGAGCCCGGACUCAAGGGCUUGUCCUGGAGGGUGGACCUCCAGACGGCGGCGGGCGGGAGGGGGCCGGUGGCUCUGAUGGAGCUGGAGCUGGGCAGGAGCGGCCAGGACUCCCAGUUUGUGUGUGUGGAGAUGGACGAGGACAAAGUCCAACACAUGCUCAAGAAGAUGGCUGACAUCCAGGCCAGCAUCGACGCCAUCCUUCAGCGCACCUGACACGCCUCCAGAAACCACCUAGCCUGUUUUAUCCAACAUGGAUGACAUCGUGCAGGUGAACAUCCAAAAUGGCUGCACCAUGAAACCAUCAUGAGACACUGAGGAGCCUUGUGGGACAAAUUCUAAAUUAUACUGGACCUGGUCAGUCCUUCUUGUCAUGUGACAUCAAUAAACAUAUCAAAAGAGAUCUUUUUUGUGGCCGUUA